UCUUCAAAAUUAAACUCCCCCUAUUACUUUCAUUUCAUCUCUUCAACCCCAUACCCUAGUUUUUCUUCACCCCCAUCACCCUCCCUCCAUGGACCCCCAUCACCUCUCAAACCCUCCUCCUCAUCUCGAUCGCUCCGCCAUGGAUGACCACCAUAUCCUUCACCACGUUCAUGACCUUGAUUCUAUUUGGCCGUCGUUUUUGCCUUUUCAACUCUCUGAUCAUCACGAUCAACAACUCCCCACCUCCUCCACCCAUUUUCUGAUAGGCUACAGUACUCCGAGUUCUGGAACAGGUGAUGAUGAAGAAGAGCCAGAAGAAGAGUUAGGUGCGAUGAAGGAGAUGAUGUAUAAGAUUGCAGCAAUGCAGCCGGUGGACAUCGACCCUUCAACUAUUCGGAAGCCUAAGCGACGAAACGUGCGGAUUAGCGAUGACCCCCAAAGCAUCGCAGCUCGUCUUCGACGAGAGAGGAUUAGCGAAAAGAUUAGGAUUCUUCAAAGGCUCGUGCCUGGAGGGACAAAGAUGGACACAGCUUCAAUGUUGGAUGAAGCCAUUCGCUAUGUUAAGUUCUUGAAGAGACAAAUCCGGUUGCUACAGUCAAGUCAACCGCCGCAACAGCCAAGCACCAGCGGUGGAGCUGCCACCGCUGCCGGCGGAGGAGGGUGGCAUUUUCCAUUGAAUAAGGCUAAUGGUUCAACCUCUUCGUCCACUUCCAUGGAAAAUACUCCUACCAUUACACCAACAGGAUGGUGAGAUAAUUAAAUAUCUAAUUUUACUUAAAUAAUUACAUGGUAAUGAGUAAUUAUUACUAAUUAGUUAGAGCAGUGGUUAAAUUAAUAUGGUUGUAAUUGUACCUUAAAAAGAUUACUGAGUAUAAUUAAUUAAUUAAUUAAGUAUAUAUAUGGCAUCCAUUUGAAUAUAA
Messenger RNA from Cucumis melo (muskmelon), 920 nucleotides. Its product is annotated as transcription factor HEC3-like. Bases 89 to 751 code for a protein of 220 amino acids. Lineage: Eukaryota; Viridiplantae; Streptophyta; Magnoliopsida; Cucurbitales; Cucurbitaceae. Gene Ontology annotation, biological process: regulation of DNA-templated transcription. The record is from RefSeq and is a predicted model, not a curated record. The transcript has 2 exons. Gene Ontology annotation, molecular function: DNA-binding transcription factor activity; protein dimerization activity.